GCGACGAAACCAGGAAAUAAAAGUAAACAACGCCGAGACAAGGAAGACAAAAAUGACAAGUAGCGUUAGUUUUUCCUCUUUAUUCCGAGUUUGCGGGCUUUGUGGGCAUAUGUUCACAAUGCAUGUCGGAUUCAUACCGCGAUAAGGACAGGCUGAAAAGUGAUUCAGCAAUGUUAGCCUUGAGAUCGUCCGAGGAGGAGUCCCCAGAGAUGGAGGACAUGGACACCUCAGAGCCGAACUGGUGCUGGUUCUACUUGGCUGAGUGUGGGGUGUGGCAUAUGUUUGAGAUUGAUCCCAGUGCGGCCUGCUCUGUGACCAGUGCUCAGAUCGAGCAGUGCUACAACAGGAACCAGCGGGGCGUCAUGGAGUUCUACACGGCUAAGUACACCUACAGACUGGACUUCUCAGCUAUGCGGCAAAUCAACGUAACAACGGGGAAGCAGCGGCCAAUCAAGCGUUCCCUCCAUUCUGCAACUGGUUUCAGGUUUAUUUGUGAUAAUCUUGCCUUGCCUGUUCCGUGUCACUGGGAGAGAAUCAAUACUGAUGAGCCCUAUCAGCUCGUUCAGCUUGGAAGAGACACAUACGAGUUUAAAGAAGUCGCCAGGUUGUAUGACAGGACCAUGGAUCAUCCAAUCAAAUGCAUUCAGAGGAUUCAGAACCUCGACUUAUGGGAGUUCUUCUGCAGGAAGAAAACCCAGUUGCGAAAAGUCAAGCGCACGCUGGACAUUGAGGAGCGGAUGCUGUUUCACGGCACAGGACACAGCAACAUACAAGCUAUAUGUACUUUUAACUUUGACUGGCGGCUCACAGGUAGCCAUGGCGAUGUCUAUGGCAAAGGGAGCUACUUUGCUCGGGAUGCUAAAUAUUCCAGUAAAUUCUGCCACACCACAGGGAAGCACAGCACCACCCUGCAGAGACACGGACUCGCCCCGCCAAUAUUUGCUUGCGAGCCGCCUUACAAGACAAUGUUUUUAGCCAGAGUGAUUGUUGGAGAAUACACAGUCGGACAUCCCAUGUACUGCAGACCGCCUUCCAAGGACGCCAGCUUCACCAACUUUUAUGACAGCUGCGUGGACGAUAUGGCCAACCCAAAGAUUUAUGUCAUUUUUGACAGCAAUCAGAUUUACCCAGAGUACCUGAUUGAGUUCUACUGAAAGUCUAAUAAGAAGAUGUAUACAAGGUUUUUGGUUGGAUUCCAAAUACUGAAAUAAUUUGGAUACAGAAUAAAAAAGAUGAGACAGAGUGGAGCAAAAUUGACAUUCUUCUUUCAGUCAGAUCCAGUGCCAAACUGGAGCACAGGUCAUCUAAAGUGCCUUUGGGGAAAUUGGAAAAUAAAGAAGACAGUCAAGGCUUUGUGUAGAGUCCGUAUACUGUAUGGUGCGUUUUCAAUGGGCUCUUGUGGUUGGAAUGCUUCGAUGCAGCAAACAAGGAUGAAGAAACGGACUGCAGACCAGUUUUUGUGGCAACGCUGUAGUAAGUGCAGAACCUGUGCUUGCUUGUGAAAUCUCUGUGCACAGUUUGUUUAGAAUAAGAAACCUGUAGGUCAUAGGGGAUGUCCUGCCAUCUGCCGCUGCACCUUCCUUCACAUCCACAGUGCCACGCAUGUGCUAAUUUACAAUUUAUGUCGAACAUGAUUCAAACUACAAAACCAAAAACCACGACGUGUUCCUGCUCUGUCAUAAAAAAAAAAGAUCCGUCAGUUGUCAACAUCUGUUGUACCUAGUACGAUGUAUUAUGUAGACAUGGAUUUUUCCUUUGUUUUCAUUCAAAAAAACGCUUCUACCUCUUCAUUUUUUGAACCAUGCAUUGUGCACUUUCCCCCCUUUCCAUGAAAGGUUUUCUAACUGUGUCACAAUGACAUAAAGUUGUGAUGUCGUGUUUUCUCGUGGUUCUCUAGCAAUAUGCUCAUAUGUGUAUAUUUUACGACCUCUGCCCUCGAAAAGACUCCAUGGCGCCUGAGGUUGGAAACAAAGUUCAUUUGAAGAUCCAUCCCAGCACCACGUUUGACUUAAAAUCAUCCGAGUGUGAUGUCACCACCUGCUUCUCUCUUUUUUUCAGGGAAUACGCAGGUUCUCUCUCCACCUGGUGUAAAUGUAACAGAAAAAAAAUGAAUGUAGCCAGCACAUGUAUAGUACUGUAAUGUAAAUUAGUCUUAUAUUGCUUUGCUGUGUGUGUUUGUUGAGUUAAUUCUAUGAAUUUGUGUGAUUCUGAGAAAGGAGAGUCAAUAAAGGACUUUAAGCUUUGUUUGCCACUAGGUGGUGCAACAGUACUAGAAUUGCAUUUUCCCAUUGCAAACGCAGACCUGUGAAGAGAUCUUCAGUCUUUACACCACAGCUGUGAGUGAGUGAGUGAGUGCAGAGCUGGAUGAAGCUAUACUCGUCUGUAAUUUCCACAUGUUACAGAUAAUAAACUUUUCAACAGAA
Labrus bergylta (ballan wrasse) is the source of this 2423-nucleotide messenger RNA. RefSeq names its product protein mono-ADP-ribosyltransferase PARP11. Gene Ontology annotation, cellular component: nucleus. Gene Ontology annotation, molecular function: NAD+-protein mono-ADP-ribosyltransferase activity; NAD+ poly-ADP-ribosyltransferase activity. The record is from RefSeq and is a predicted model, not a curated record. Lineage: Eukaryota; Metazoa; Chordata; Actinopteri; Labriformes; Labridae.